This is a messenger RNA of Humulus lupulus (European hop), 423 nucleotides long. RefSeq lists its product as uncharacterized. Bases 1 to 423 code for a protein of 140 amino acids. Lineage: Eukaryota; Viridiplantae; Streptophyta; Magnoliopsida; Rosales; Cannabaceae. The transcript is spliced from 2 exons. The record is from RefSeq and is a predicted model, not a curated record.
AUGUGGGAUAGAAUGGUCACAGCUCAGAGCAGAAAAAAGUCUUAUGCAGACCUAAAGCGCAAGCAUGUUGAGUUUGAAGUUGGUGAUCAUGUAUUUUUGCGUGUGACUCCAAGGAAAGGAAUCUCAGUGAAGAGGGUAGCUUUACCACCAUCAUUUUCUGGGACGCACAAUGUAUUUCAUGUGUCCCAACUUCGAAAAUAUGUAUCCGACCCAUCGCAUGUGCUGAGCUACGAGACCUUGGGUUUGCAGGAGGAUUUGUCAUUCGAUGAGCGUCCAGUGAAAAUACUCGAUCGAAAGGAAAAAGUCAUAAGGAAUAAGACCAUUUCCUUGGUAAAUGUAUUAUGUAGGAACAGUGUUGUUGAGGAGGCAACCUGGGAAUUAGAGUUUGAUAUGCUGCAGGAGUAUUCUGAGUUGUUUGAAUAA